Rhea pennata is the source of this 3206-nucleotide messenger RNA. RefSeq names its product ribosomal RNA processing 36 (gene RRP36). The transcript is spliced from 11 exons. Gene Ontology annotation, cellular component: 90S preribosome; nucleolus. Bases 990 to 2609 code for a protein of 539 amino acids. The record is from RefSeq and is a predicted model, not a curated record. Gene Ontology annotation, biological process: maturation of SSU-rRNA from tricistronic rRNA transcript (SSU-rRNA, 5.8S rRNA, LSU-rRNA). Lineage: Eukaryota; Metazoa; Chordata; Aves; Rheiformes; Rheidae.
CCGCAGGGAGGGAGGGGGCAGCCCUGCUGGGGCUGCGUCUGGGCGCCAGCCUGCCGAGGCGAAGCAGCCACGCGAGCGGAAGCAACGCAGGGGAAAACCAGCAAAGCGCCCAGGGUGUUCACUGGGACGCUGGUGACACAGGGGCAGUUGAGGGAUGGCGGUGGAUGUGUGCUCGGAGCGCGUGGCCGGGGGUCCAGGCCGUCUCCCCUGCUCUGAAGACCAGCGUGGGAGCGGGUCCCGCUGGGCUUAUUUGACAGCUUGACCUCGGGUGCUGCGGGAGCUGGUUUUUCGCACGCUGGCAGCACGUCGCUGUAGGCUGUGGCCAGCGAUGGGUGUCAACAGGCUAGAGGCCUGAAGGGAGCUAAGUUUACUCUUCCCCCUGGAUGCUGGGGUGACACGUGCCAGGAAACACCCCUCCGUCACCCAGGCUCACCGUGCUGGGCAGUGCAGGGCCGAGCCUGGGCGCUCCCCGAGGUACUCCUGGCGCUGGGCGUGCACUGCUGUCCCCAACCCUCUGGGGAGAAGGGGAGACACAGGGCCUCGGGGAGAGGGUCGCCAGCACCCCGCUCAUCUCCGAGAGCCCUAAGGGCUUGGGGCACCAGGGCCCUGCACGUGCUGCAGGUCUCUGGCCCCUUCUGGACCUCGUGCUGGGCUGGGGGGCGGGAGCCGGACAGACGCAUGCCCCACGGCGGGGGCCCUGCUGUCCUCGUCAUCACCCCCUCCCGAGCUGCCAGAUUUGCUUUAAAGACCCCAGCUUCCUUUUAUUGCUUCCCCUCUCGGAUUGCAGCCGGCUACGGGAGUUAUUUUUAGCAGCCUGCCUUCUAAAAAUAGCCCGGAGCUGUUUGGAGUUGCGUCACCAGAGGUGACCAUCCUCCGUGCAGCCAGGCUUGGCCCCUGCGCCCCGGCAGGGUACAAAAGGCAGCCAGCGGCGGCGGGGUCAGCGGGUUCAGAGCCAGCGCAGGAGGCAAGAGGCGCUCUGCAUCGGCACCAUGACCAUCUUCUGCAGUCACUGCCACCGGCCACUGCAGGCAGAGACAAGCUGCCCACCCGGGAGGGCCAGGCAGGCACCAAGCGUCUCGAAGCCGUUCAGGUCGACCAAGGGUGCCUCCAAGGCUCGUAGGGACCAGAUCAACGUGGAGCUGCAGGCACUGCGCUCCCUGCUGCCCAUCUCCUCCCAGGAGAAGGAGCGGCUCUCCUACCUCAACACCAUGGCCCUGGUAUGCCUCCGCCUCCGUGGGGCUCAUCUCUUCCCUCCAGGUAGCUGUGGCGCUGCUGCACAUUCCCCACUGCCACAGCAGCUCCUCUCCAUGCGGGGCACUGUUCCUGCCCCUGUUGGAGCAAGUGCUUCCAACCGUGCUUCCCCCGCAGACUCGGCUCCUCCUGCAGGACCAGCCUUCGGCGUGGAGCUGCUCUCCCUGCUACCGGGGUUCUUCCUCGUGUUCUUGGCCAACGGCAAGCUGGCCUACGUCUCUGAGAACGUGGCUCAGGUGCUCGGCCUCUCCACGGUGGAGCUUCUUUCCCAGGGGGACACAAUCUUUGACAUGCUGGAUGGGACAGCACGGGAGGCCGUGCAAGAGAAGCUCCUCCUUGCCCAGGAGCAGCCAGGAACCGAAGUCACCUUUGUCAGCGAGAUGCGCACAUCCAGAGCCUUCCGGCUGCAGCAUGGGGGGAACCGGGCUGUGGCUGUGCGAGGGCGCUUGGUGGCCCUGCACAGGCCAGCCUCCCCCCCUGCUUCAGCGUUUGUGGCUUUCUGCACACCAGUUGCGCAGCUGCCCGCAGACGGGGACACCACUUCCCAGGACGAUGUCUUCCACAGCGUGCAUGCCCUGGACAUGACAUUUACUGAUGUCACGGAGAGUGUCAUCUACCACCUUGGCUAUCGCCGGGAGGAGCUCAUCGGCCGCUCGUGGUACAGCCUCCUGCACCCUGACGACACCCACCUUGCGGCUGCCCAGCACAGGGCCGUGGAUCUGUCUCACAUAUCUUUUGAGGAACUACUGCAGAUGCAGAACGGUAUGGGAACAAGAGCGUAUCGGAUGACUGGUGGGAAGAAGACUGCAAAUCCUACCAAACCCAAGAUAAAGCAGCAACAAAGCAAAAAAGGGCCCCUGGAGAUGUCUGCCAAGAAACCUGUGCCUUUUCUGCGACAAGUGGUCCCUGUUAAAAAGAAGGUCCAGCGAGACCCUCGAUUUGAUGACCUGUCUGGGGAGUAUAACCCUGAAAUAUUUCUGAAGACGUACAGCUUCCUGGAUAGCAUCAAGAAGCGGGAGAAGGAGAUGAUUCAGAAGCAGCUGAAAAAAUGCCAGAACGAGGAGCAGAAGGAGAAACUGCAACAGCUCCUGAAGCGUAUGACACAGCAAGAAGAAGAGCAGAAAAAAAAGCAGAAGUGGAGGGAGAGGGAGCUGUCUUUGAAAAGACAGCAGCGGGAACUGGCCCAGCAGGGCAAGAAACCCUUCUACCUAAAGAAGUCUGAGAAGCGGAAAUUGGAGCUAGCGGAGAAGUAUGCGGAGUUGAGGAGGAGUGGAAAGCUGGAGAGCUUCCUGAACAAGAGGAGAAAGAGGAAUGCCAUCAAAGACAAGCGCCGGCUGCCCUCACAGAAGAGCCUGUGACUGCCUGGUGGACACACUGUUGUCUGGAGAGGGAAGGCUGCCCCUGGGGUUUGCUCUGUCCUGACUGGACCUUGAGGACUGCCGUCCUGCUUCCCCUUUACAGUGGUGCUGUUCACCAGCAGAGCAGAGACUGAGCUGAAGAAAAUGUGCUUUAGGAAACUGCAAAACCCUCCCGGGGCUUACAGCACGUUCAGGUGGUGCGGGAGACUGUCGUGCCGAUUCACGUGGAAUUGACGGCUGGCUCUGUUCGUGGACCUGCUUUUCUCCUACCCCGACUAGGAGAGCACAAGCCUUGAGCGGCGCUGUUGACUCUUCAACCACCAGCUCACAUGGGAAGAGACUGUGGGAGGGCUCUGGUCCAACACCUGCUCAGCCAGCGCGGAGUUUGGAUCACGUUGCUCAAGGCUUAUUCCAGUUGGGUCUGGAAACCUCCAGGGGCAGAGAGGCUGCUGCCCCUCUGCACCCCUGCUCCACUCUUCAUACCCUCAGGGUGCAGCUGUCCCCCUCCCCUCACCUCUGGUAGGAAUUUGCCUGUUUUUAACUUACAAUUGUUGUCUCUUGUUCUCAAUAAAGCGCCCGGCUCCGUCUCGCCAGUAA